AUGGCACCUAAAGAUGAUGAUGGUCGGCAUAAUCAGGAUCUUCCGGUUCCCUGCAGAAAAGUAAAAAUACUUAUUGUUGACAAUGAUCCUCGCACUCUAAGGAUUCAUGAAAACCUAUUGAAAUCACUUGGUGGGGAAACUCGUGCUGUCAAAGAUGGUCGAGAAGCCAUAAACGUAACCGCUUGGAAUGAUUAUUCUCUUCCAGCCUAUGACCUAAUUCUCAUUGGUAGACAUUUACCUUUCAGAAACGGGAUUAGGGUGACGAAGACACCGCGAGCUAUAGGGUACCCUAGCAGGAUUGUUGGAGUGACACAUUCUCUAACAGAAGCUGAGACGGCGCGGCGGAGAUCAUCGGGAAAGAUGGAAUCGGAACCGUUCCGUGACGGAGACGGAAUCGGGAAUCGGAAAGACGAGAGCGGAAUGAGAUCACCGUUUAUGGCACAACAGUGGAGGAACAAAACGGAGCUUGAGCUUCAAACUUGA
Molecule: messenger RNA, 483 nt
Organism: Vicia faba (fava bean)
Lineage: Eukaryota; Viridiplantae; Streptophyta; Magnoliopsida; Fabales; Fabaceae
Source: the annotation of a GenBank genome assembly